This is a messenger RNA of Punctularia strigosozonata HHB-11173 SS5, 306 nucleotides long. RefSeq lists its product as uncharacterized. Gene Ontology annotation, molecular function: nucleic acid binding. The transcript has a single exon. The annotation marks the transcript as partial. Lineage: Eukaryota; Fungi; Basidiomycota; Agaricomycetes; Corticiales; Punctulariaceae. The record is from RefSeq and is a predicted model, not a curated record.
GUGGAAGAUGGAGCACCAGCGCACCGAAGUGCCCUUGCAAAUCAGGCCCGUUCGCAACUCGGUAUCAAGUCACUGCCGCAUCCAGCAAGUUCACCGGAUCUCAAUCCCAUUGAACCAAUCUGGCUAUUACUCAAGAGUUGUGUGGCAGAUAUUCAGGGUUCCUCCCGAUCCAUUGAGGCCCUCCAAUCGGCUGUGAGGGAGGCUUGGGAUGGCAUAUCAGACAAGGAUGUUGAGAGGCAUACAUCUCAGAUGGAUGCACGUGUAGAAGCAGUCAAAAAAGCUCGAGGCUGGCAUACCAAGUUCUGA